Messenger RNA from Fonsecaea nubica, 1674 nucleotides. RefSeq lists its product as hypothetical. The transcript has 6 exons. Bases 1 to 1674 code for a protein of 557 amino acids. The record is from RefSeq and is a predicted model, not a curated record. Lineage: Eukaryota; Fungi; Ascomycota; Eurotiomycetes; Chaetothyriales; Herpotrichiellaceae. Gene Ontology annotation, cellular component: membrane. Gene Ontology annotation, molecular function: carbohydrate:proton symporter activity. Gene Ontology annotation, biological process: transmembrane transport; carbohydrate transport.
AUGGGCGAUGACAAGGUGGAAUACGAGAACUGGGAGGUUCAGCCCAACGUGGUUGUCACGGAGCAAUACAUAGAGGCCGAACCCACCUGGGCAAAAUACAUCCCUGGAGGCUACUCAAGGUCGAGAUGCUUGAAACUGUCGGGUAUGCCCAUGGUGUCAUGCAUCCUUGGCCUCGCAGGGACGUGUCUGCUGUUCUUUGGCUACGACGCCGCUGUCAUGAGCCUGGUCAACAUCAACCCGGACUAUCUGCAACACAUGGACUCUGCGGGAGGCACGGACCGUGAUGCCGCUCGCGUUGGAGGCAUCGUGAGCUUCUGGUUCCUGGGUUUCCUCAUCGGUGGAAUUCUGGCCGGUAGCUACGCCGACAAGGUUGGACGACUCAAAUCCAUACAGCUGGGGUGCGUCUGGGGGAUCGUGGGUGCCUGUCUUUUGGCGUCGGCUCAGAACUUCUCCUGGAUGGUCUGCGCGCGUAUCAUCAGCGGCAUCGGUUGCGGCCACCUCAACACCAUCGCCCCAAUUUGGACGUCGGAACUCGCAGACUACAACCUACGGGGCGCGUAUGUCUCGGUGCAGUUUACCAUGUGCGUCGGAGGGGCGACUAUGACAUAUUGGAUGGAAUACGCCGCGCUCAAGACCCGGUCUCUCCAGUUCGCCUGGCGGUUUCCCCAAGGCUUCCAGAUGGUGUUUCUGAUCUUCAUCCUCCUUGCGGCCAAUUUCCUGCCAGAGACACCCCGCCACCUCGCAAAGACGGGUCGUUUCGACGAGGCCCGCGAGAUCCUCUUCCGCUGUCGCCUUCAGCCUUCCGAGCAGGCGAUUGAGCAGGAACUCGCAGAGAUUCGAGAGGCCAUUCGCGUCGAGGCGACGUCCUCGGCCCACGGCUUUCUCUCCAUGAUCUGGAAAAAGGACGCGCUGCAUACCCGUCGUCGUGUUGCGCUGGCCAUGGGUAUCCAGGCGAUGGAGAAGCUCUGUGGUCCCGACGCCAUUGCGGCGUAUGGACCCAUCAUCUUCGGCUUGAGUGGAUUUACUGGAAACUUGCCUGCCAUGCUGGCCGGCUUCAACUUUAUAUCCUACACAUUCAGCGUCCCGAUCGGCAUGUACUUUGUCGAGCGAGCCGGGAGACGAAAGCUGAUGUUGAUUGGGCUGGUGGUCAUGGGCUCUUCACUGCUCAUUGCCGGCCCACUCGCGCGAGAAGCCAUCAACACCCCCGAUACCGAGUUGACCAAGAAAAGAGCCUACGGCGCCGCCGUUGUGGCGUUUGUUUUCUUGUACACCUGCGGAUUCGGCAGUACCUGGAUCACAUGCUGCUGGGUCUAUCCCACCGAGAUCUUCCCCCUCGCCACACGCGCAAAGGGCGUCUCGCUGUCCAUGGUAUCCUUCGCCAUCUGGGGCGCCGUCAUCAACGAAGUCAUCCCGUACGUCAUCAGCGCCGUCGGGUGGUGGGUCUUCAUCAUGUUCGCCAUCAUGAACUUCCUCCAAAUCAUCCCCGUGUGGUUCUUCUACGUCGAAACGGCCAAUCGUCACCUGGAGGACCUGGACAUCCUCCUCGCCAGCGACAGUCCCCUCGCGUACAAGAUGGAACGCGAGUUUGCAGAGAAGAAACGCGCCCUCGGCUUCCAUGCGGAGAAUGCGCAGGGCGUGGUUGGUGCGCACGCGCCGCCGGAGGUGAUGGGAUAG